This is a messenger RNA of Aspergillus puulaauensis, 762 nucleotides long. RefSeq names its product SDR family NAD(P)-dependent oxidoreductase. The transcript is spliced from 10 exons. The record is from RefSeq and is a predicted model, not a curated record. NCBI's taxonomy places the organism in Eukaryota, Fungi, Ascomycota, Eurotiomycetes, Eurotiales, Aspergillaceae. Gene Ontology annotation, molecular function: oxidoreductase activity. The coding region runs from base 1 to 762 and encodes 253 amino acids.
AUGCCAUACUCAUUGCAGAACCGCAAUGUGCUCGUCACCGCAGGUUCGAGAGGACUAGGUGCUCUCGUUGCACAGAAAUUUGCCGCCCAGGGCAGCAAUGUUGCGAUCAAUUACUUCUCCAGCGCGGGUGCUGCAGAGACAAUAGCCUCAGAUAUCCGGGCGCAGUAUAACGUGAAGGUGAUAACAAUCAAGGGUGAUGCGAGUCUCAAGGCCGAUUGUGAGAAUAUGGUUCAGACUACAGUUGAACAACUUGGAGGAUUGGAUGUCCUCGUUUCGAAUGCUGGCUGGACUAAGAUCACCAACUUCGGGGACUUGGAUGCUAUGGGCGAGGAGGACUGGGACAUGUGCUGGUCUGCCAAUGUGAAGGGCCAUCUGUGGCUUUUCAAAGCAGCUCUUCCCACUUUCAAGGCUAACGCGGAUGGUGGUGUCUUCUUGAUCACUUCAUCGGCCGCGGCUGUUUCAGCAACCGGGAGUAGCUUGCCAUACUCUGUCACAAAGGCAGCAGGUUUGCACUUGGUGAAAUGUCUCGCGCAGACUCAAGGGCCUAAGGUUCGCAUCAACGCAGUCCUACCAGGUCUGCUUCUCACCGACUGGGGUUUGCGAUUCCCCAAGGAACAGAUCGAGCUUUAUAAAUCUGUCACCCCUCUGGCCUCCCUGCCCGAAGUGGAAGAUACGGCCGAGGCGUAUAUCACAUUAGCCAAAAACUCAUCGAUGACAGGACAGGCUAUGCAAAUAGAUUCGGGAUUUGUGAUAAACUACUAG